GGGAGAUCUCGUUCUGUGGUUCUCCUUUCUUUGCGUGGUUUUUGAGCUUUUCGGGAUUCUGAGGAGUUCAAAGUUUUUCCAGUAUUGAACCAUUGAGGACUGAUCAGAGCUUACAUUUCUAAAACCAUGAUCUGUUUUCAGGAAUUGGUGACUUUUGGGGACGUGGCCAUAGACUUUUCUCAGCAGGAGUGGGAAUACCUGGAUUCUAGACAGAGGGACUUGUAUAGGGAUGUGAUGCUGGAGAAUUACAGGAACCUUGUCUCUCUGGGACAGUCCAUUUCUAAGCCUGAUGUGAUUGAUUUGUUGGAGCAAGGAAAAGAGCCGUGGAUGAUUCUGAGGGAAGAAACACGAAGACCCUACACAGAUUUGGAUUUACAGUAUAAGAUAAUCAGCUAUCUAAAAAUGCCCACAUAUGAAAAAGAUAAAUCUUCUACACAACACCAGAGCAUAUAUACCAGAGAGAAACUCUAUAAAUGUACGAAAUGUCAGAAGAAAUUUAAUAGCAGCCAUCAGCUUAUUCUGCAUCACAGGUUUCAUAUUGAGAGACCCUAUGAAUGCAAAGAAUGUGGGAAGAACUGUCGCAGUGGCUAUCAGCUGACACUACAUAAGAGAUUUCAUGCUGGUGAGAAAUACUAUGAAUGUACAGAGUGUGGGAAGAAUUUUAAAAGUGGCUAUCAACUUACUGUACACCAGAGAUUUCAUACUGGUGAGAAAACAUAUGAAUGUCGAGAAUGUGGCAAGGCCUUUAUUUAUUCUUCACACAUCAUUCAACAUGAGCGAAUUCACACUGGUGCAAAGCCUUAUGAAUGUCAGGGAUGUGGGAAAGCCUUUAGUCAAGUUGGCCAUCUUAGAAAUCACCAGAGAAUUCAUACUUGUGAAAAACCCUAUAAAUGUAAGGAAUGUGGGAAAGCUUUUAGUAGGUGCUCCAAUCUUGUUGCACAUAGGCAAAUUCAUAUUAAUGAGAAACCAUAUGUGUGUGAGAAAUGUGGAAAGGCUUUUAGAAGAGAUCGUCAACUUACUGUACAUCAGAGUAUUCACACUGGCAAAAAACCAUAUGAAUGUAAAGAAUGUGGAAAGGGCUAUAACUCUGCCUCAUACCUUAUUCUACAUCAGAAAAUUCAUAAAUGUGGAAAACCAUAUGAAUGCAAGAAGUGUAAAAAAACUUUUAUUUUAUAUAAGAAUCUUGUUCGACAUCAGAAUCUUCAUACUGGUGAUAAACUUGAAUGUAGGCAAUGUGGAAAGAUCUGUACUACUGGCUCAAAACUUUUUCAACAUCAGAAAACUCAUACUGAUGAGAAACCCUAUGAAUGUAAGGAAUGUGGGAAGGCCUUUAGCUUGUAUGCAUACCUCAGACAACAUCAGAAAAUUCAUCUUGGUUUGAAAUGCUUUGAAUGUGAGAAGUGUAAAAAAACCUUUAGUUCAUAUAGGAAUCUUACUCGUCAUGAGAAUAUACAUACUGGGAUGAAACUUUUUGAAUGUCAGGAGUGUGGAAGGGCCUAUACUACUCGCUCAAACCUUGUUCAACAUCAAAAAACUCAUACUGGCAAGAAACCCUAUGAAUGUAAGGAAUGUGGGAAGGCCUUUAGUUUGCAUGGAUACCUCAGUCAACACCAGAAAAUUCAUCUUGGUAUGAAACGCUUUGAAUGCAAGGACUGUAAUAAAACUUUUACUUUGUAUAGGAAUCUUACUCGUCAUCAGAAUAUUCAUACUGGUAAGAAACUUUUUAUAUGUCAGGAAUGUGGAAGGGCCUAUACUACUCGCUCAAACCUUAUUCAACAUCAGAAAACUCAUACUGGUGAGAAACCAUAUGAGUGUAAGGAAUGUGGGAAGGCCUUUAGCUUGCAUGGAUAUCUUAAUCAACACCAGAAAAUCCAUACUGGUGUGAAACCCUAUGAAUGUAAGAUAUGUAGAAAAACCUUUACUUUCUGUAGAAAUCUAACUCUACAUCAGAGUAUUCAUACUGAUGAGAAACCUUUUCAAUGUAAAGAAUGUGGGAAGACCUUUAGACGUAGUUCACACCUCAUGGCACAUCAGAAUAUUCAUGCUGAUAAGAAACCCUAUGAAUGUAAAGAAUGUGGGAAGGCCUUUAAAAUGUGUGGAUACCUUACACAACAUCAGAAAAUUCAUGCUGGUAGGAAACCUCAUGAAUGUAAGGAAUGUGGGAAGGCCUUUAUUCGAUCUUCAAACCUUGUUCAACACGAAAGAAUUCAUACUGGUGAGAAACCCUAUGUUUGUGAGCAGUGUGGGAAGACCUUCAGAUAUGGAUCAGCCCUUAAAGCACAUCAAGGAAUUCAUACAGGUGAGAAACCUUACGAGUGUAAAGAAUGUGGGAAGGCCUUUGGUCGUCCUACACACCUUAGACUACAUCAGAUGAUGCACACCGGUGAGAAACCUUAUAAAUGUAAGGAAUGUGGAAAAGCCUUUAGUCGUCCUUCAGACCUUAGAGUACAUCAGAGAAUUCACACUGGCGAGAAACCCUAUCGAUGUGAAAAGUGUGGAAAGGCCUUUAGUCGUGCCUCACACCUGACUCAACAUGAAAAAGUUCAUACUGGAGAGAAAUCCUAUAUAUGUCAUGAAUGUGGGAAGGCUUUCAGUGAAGUUGGAAGACUGAGAAUACACCAAAGAAUUCACACUGGUGAGAAACCCUAUGAAUGUAGGGAAUGUGGAAAGGCAUUCAGUCAAGCCUCAAACCUAGUACAACAUGCAAGAGUUCAUACUGGUGAAAAACCUUUUGAAUGUAAAGAAUGUGGGAAGGCCUUUAGUCAUCCUUCACAUCUCAUUCGACAUGACAGAACUCAUACUGGUGAAAAACCCUAUGAAUGUGAAGAGUGUGGGAGAGCUUUUAGCAGUAGUCACCAACGUACUAUACACCAUAGACUUCAUACUGGUGAGAAACCCUAUGAAUGUAAGGAAUGUGGGAAGGCCUUUUGUGUCUAUGGACGUCUUACUCAACAUCAGAGUAUCCAUAGUGGUGAGAAACCCUUCCAGUGUAACAAAUGCAAGAAAACCUUUAGACUCAGUUCAGGCCUUAAAGUACAUGAAAGUGUUCAUACUGGUGAGAAACCCUUUGCAUGUAACAAAUGUGGGAAGUCCUUUAGAAAACAUUCAGCUGUUACUCUACAUCAAAGAAUACAUAAUAAUGAGAAAUCCUUUGAAUGUGACAGAUGUGGGAAGACCUUUACUCGUCACACAGAUCUUACAGUACAUCAGAGAAUUCAUACUGGUGAGAAACCCUAUGAAUGUAAGCAAUGUGGGAAAGCUUUCAAUCGUGCUUCCAACCUGCUACAACAUCAGAAAAUUCAUACUGGUGAAAAACCAUAUAAAUGUGAAGAAUGUGGGAUGACCUUUAGUCGUAAUAUAGACCUCAGAGUUCAUCAGAGAAUUCAUACUGGUGAGAAACCAUAUCAAUGCAAAGAGUGUGGAAAGCCCUUUAGUCGUGCUUCAUACCUAACUCAACAUAGAAAAGUUCACAGCGGUGAGAAAUCCUAUGUAUGCCAAGAAUGUGGGAAGGCCUUUAGUAAAAGUGGAAAACUUAAAAUACAUCAAAGAAUUCAUACUGGUGAGAAACCCUAUGAGUGUAAAGCAUGUGGAAAAACCUUUAGUCAAGCUUCUCAUCUUGUGCAGCAUGACAGGAUUCAUACUGGUGAAAAGCCCUAUGAAUGUCGUGAAUGUGGAAUGACCUUUAGUCGUGGAAUAGAUCUUAGAGUACAUCAUAGAAUUCAUACUGGUGAGAAACCUUGUAAAUGUAAAGAAUGUGGGAAGGCCUUUAGCUGUACCUCAAAUCUAGUUCAACAUGAGAGGAUUCAUACUGGCAAGAAGCCUUAUGAGUGUGAAGAGUGUGGAAUGACUUUUAGUCGUAUUCAUCAACUCAUUCCUCAUCAAAGAAUGCACACUGGUGUAAAACCUUUUGAAUGUAAUGAAUGUGGAAAGGCCUUUAGUCAUGCCUCAGCACUUAUUCAACAUGAGAGAAUGCAUACUGGUGAAAAGCCCUAUAAAUGUAAAGAAUGUGGAAAAGCCUUUAUUCAUGGUGGCAGCCUUAAGAUACAUCAAAAAAUUCAUACUGGUGAAAAACCCUAUGAAUGUAAAGAAUGUGGGAAGGCCUUUGGUCGUACUUCAGACCUUGUUAGGCAUGAAAGAAUUCAUACUGGUGAAAAACCCUAUAAAUGUCAGGAAUGUUGGAGGGCUUUCGGUCAUAUUGAAAGCCUUAGAAUGCAUCACCGACUUCAUACUGGUGAGAAACCCUAUGCAUGUAAGGAGUGUGGAAAGGCUUUUAAGAGUAGCCAUCAACUUACUGUACAUCAGAGAAUUCAUACUGGUGAGAAACCUUAUGAAUGUAAGGAAUGUGGGAAGGCCUUUAGUGUAUAUACACGACUUACUCGACAUCAGAGUAUUCACAGUGGUGAGAAGCCUUUUCAGUGUAACAAAUGUGGGAAAUUCUUUAGACUUAAUUCAAGUCUUAAAAUACAUCAAAGAAUUCAUACUAGAGAAAAACCUUACCAGUGA
Molecule: messenger RNA, 4503 nt
Organism: Octodon degus (degu)
Lineage: Eukaryota; Metazoa; Chordata; Mammalia; Rodentia; Octodontidae
Product: zinc finger protein 420
Exons: 8
Coding region: 127-4503 (1458 amino acids)
Biological process (GO): negative regulation of transcription by RNA polymerase II
Molecular function (GO): RNA polymerase II cis-regulatory region sequence-specific DNA binding; DNA-binding transcription repressor activity, RNA polymerase II-specific
Source: RefSeq, a predicted model, not a curated record